AUGAGAUUCGAAACAGUCUCUGGGGCCGUCGCCCUCCUCGCCCUGAGCCAAUCCGCGACCGCCGACCCGGUGAAUAUCAAGCUCCACAGCCGCCGCGCAAAUCUCUCAAAGGCAAAGACCCUCAGCAAGCGCGCAUCCAUCGGAUCAGUCUCCCUGACCAACUGGUUCGAAAACUUUGACCUCCAAUGGAUCGGUGAGGUCGACGUCGGCACCCCGCCCCAGAAGCACAUCGUCACCUUUGACACCGGCUCAACGGACCUCAUCCUCCCCUCGACAGCCUGCUCCAACUGCGUCGCCGCAAAAGAAUUCAAUGCCUCCUCCUCGACCUCCUUCUCCUCCGCUCCCGGCUACAACGUCACCACCGCCUUCGGCACAGGCGGCAAAUCCGUCCCCUACGCCGUCCCGCAAGCCGCAACGGGCAACGUCGUCACCGACACCGUCACCAUCGCCAACCUCACCGUCGCCAACCAGACCUGGCUGCUCUGCGACACCUACGCCGAGGCCUUUAACGAGAUGCCCAACAUUGACGGCAUCUUUGGCCUCGGACCCCCGGGCUUCUCGCACUUCUCCGACGAGACAAACACGUCCUUCUCGACCUGGUUCUGGACCCUCGCGCAGAGCGGCGGCGUGCCGGAGCCCCUCUUCUCCUUCUUUCUCAACUCUGGACAAGGCAGCGCGCCGGGCGAACUCACGCUCGGCGGCGUCAACAAGGACCGCUACGAGGGCGAGAUUGCGCAGGCCGACUUCAAUAUGACGGUAUCCUACCUCGGCGGCAGCUGGUUCAUCGACCAGCCCGCCUUUUAUGUCAACGGCAAAACCGUCAGCAACUCCAACGCCUCGGGCGCCGCGUUCCCCGUCGGCGUCUCCAACGUCGACACCGGCACCGCCUUCCUGCAGACGCCAGACUACCAGACCGCAAAGGACAUUUACGCCGCCAUCAGCCCCGAAAUCACCCAGAUCGACGAGCUCGGCGCGUGGGGCGCCCCCUGCGACACCGUCGAGAAGCUGGACCCGACCCUGACCUUCACCCUCGGCUCCGGCGACGCCCUCGUCAACAUGACUGUCCCCAAGGGCGCGUUCAACCUGGGCGAGUACCCCGGCCACGCCGGCAUCUGCCAGACGCUGUUCCUGAACCCCGUCCAGCCCAUCAGCGACCUCGCUUCCAUCUGGGUCCUGGGGAGCCCGCUGCUCAAGGGGUACUACACCGUUUGGAACGGGACCGACGCCGAGCAGCUCACGUUUGGCGUGGCGCGCCUCAAGGUCAACGCUACUGCUACGAACGGUACUUCGAGCCCGACGGCUACGCCGACUGCUGUCAAUGGUGGAAGCGUCACUGGUCCGGCUGGAGUCCUUGCUGCGUUUGCUCUGACGAUGUUUGCUCUCAGCUUGUAG
Molecule: messenger RNA, 1392 nt
Organism: Colletotrichum orchidophilum
Lineage: Eukaryota; Fungi; Ascomycota; Sordariomycetes; Glomerellales; Glomerellaceae
Exons: 2
Coding region: 1-1392 (463 amino acids)
Biological process (GO): proteolysis
Cellular component (GO): fungal-type vacuole
Molecular function (GO): aspartic-type endopeptidase activity
Source: RefSeq, a predicted model, not a curated record